UCAGAGACUGGGCCCUGAAUGCUCUGUGUUCUCUCUACUACUCUCUGGUCCUAGGAUCCCUUGGCAAUGGGAAAGCCACUCCUGCCACUCCUGCUUGGCCUCUCCAUACUGGUGGGCUUCCUGCAAGCCUUGACAUGUCACCAGUGUCCAUUGUUGAACUCUAAGGGGAAAUGUCACAAAGCACAAGGCUUCUGCGAGGCCGCUGGGGACCAGCAGUGUGUCUUGCGCAUAAUCUCUACAGGUGGAGAGAACCUCUUUGGGAUCCAGGAUUGUGCUGACAGGUGCAUCAAUCAGACCAUCCACUAUCGAGAUGUGACAAUGAAAUUUAAAUGUUGUGAUUCCCAAUCUUUCUGUAACAGGAUUUAGAGACCAGACCUUUUCUAAAUCUGUUGUAUUUAAUGUGAGUUCUUAGACCUUCCCUGUAACCCUGCAGCCUCAACAACACUGGGCCCUUUAGUUCCAAUACUGCUCAAGCCUUGACACCGCCUGUUCUCACCAACAGAUGUUUAUAUUUCAGUUGGUGAUAGAGAUGCUGUCCACUACCUUUACACCCCUCCAUCUGUGACUGAUGUAAGAGCACACUCUCCUCCCUUCUCUCUUCAUUCUUAUACUUUGUUUUUAACAAAUGUGUGCUAACUGAUAAACACUGCAAUUAGGGGCUGGUUCUGCAGAAGUGACUAUGACAGACCUGACACCUACCCUGAUACGCAAUACUUUCAUUCCCAAUCUAUUCCUCUUCAGGAUCUGGAA
This is a messenger RNA of Nannospalax galili (Upper Galilee mountains blind mole rat), 750 nucleotides long. RefSeq names its product secreted seminal-vesicle Ly-6 protein 1-like. Bases 67 to 366 code for a protein of 99 amino acids. Gene Ontology annotation, molecular function: acetylcholine receptor inhibitor activity. Lineage: Eukaryota; Metazoa; Chordata; Mammalia; Rodentia; Spalacidae. The record is from RefSeq and is a predicted model, not a curated record. The transcript is spliced from 3 exons.